AGGCAAAGAGAGCAGUGCAGCCGCUACAUUCUGACUCAGCCACCAACACAAGCCGUCCUCUGCAGCACUGAGAAGCCAUCCAGCCAGCCUGAGCACCGCUUUUCUUCAUCCGUUUCUCUAUCCUCUUUAUAAUUAUCCAUCUGCAAGGCCGAGGAGCCGGCAAGGUUGAAGAUUUAUGAGUCAGUGGGACAUGUCGACCCUUCGCUUUGGACAGCAUCUCAUCAAGGCCUCGGCUGUGUUCCUGCAGACGGAGCUGUCCUUCGCUCUGGUUAACAGGAAGCCUGUGGUGCCUGGACAUGUGUUGGUGUGCCCUCUGAGGGCAGUGGAGCGUUUUCGGGAUCUUCAGCCAGACGAGGUGGCAGAUUUAUUCAGCACCACUCAGAGGGUCGCCAACCUGGUGGAGAAGCACUUCAAUGCCACCUCGCUCACCAUCGCUAUCCAGGAUGGCCCUGAAGCCGGACAAACCGUGAAGCAUGUCCAUGUUCAUGUGCUGCCCAGGAAGGCAGGAGACUUUGAGCGGAAUGACAGCGUAUACGAUGAGUUGCAAAAGCAUGAUCGAGCAGAUGAGGAUGUUCCCUCCAAAUGGAGAUCAGAGGAGGAGAUGGCAGCAGAAGCUUCAGAUAUGAGGAAACAGCUUGAGAAGCCCUGAAUGGAUGGUGCCAUGGUCAGCAGCGACUGGAGGAUAUCUGAAAUUAAUGUGGAACUAUGUAUUCAAUAAUGCUCGAUAUCUGGAUUCUUUUGUUUGGGUAUAUUGCUUUAAAAUAAAAAGCAAAUAAACAACUUAUGAUUACUGGUAUGAUGAGACCACUGAUUGGUCCAUUAACAAAGAAAUCAACCAUUGCAAAUAGUCUAUUAAUCAGUUAAGUUACUUAACACAUAAGACUCAAUUUUACAGCAUACACAAUAAUUUCUGAAUAGAUUAAUCCAAAUAAUUUGCAAUAAUUUGUUGCAGCCCUGCAUGUAAAUGGACUUCAUAUUGCUCUUUUCUACAGUCUACAGACCACACAACGUGCUUUAUAACACAUGCUACAUUCGCACAGUGAAGGCAAGGUGCCAACGCAGUGCUUUCUAUUCAUAUUUCAAUGCUCACCCAUUCACACUCAGAGCAAUCUUGGUUGGUGUCUUGACAAGGGCACUAGCAGACUGGAGGAGCCAGGGGAUCGAACCGUGAUAACUGAGUGAAAAACCUUUGUCAAUGUGACAGUGUGUAUUCCAUUCAUUAAUGUUUUAGUUGACAGUGACGAUGUUUUUGUUCUGCCAAUGUUUCUCCUUACCUGAUGUAAUAAACAACAACAAAGUGAUUAAUUCUAUAAUGAUGAGGCAGAGAAUAAAAACAUGCCAUA
Molecule: messenger RNA, 1343 nt
Organism: Chelmon rostratus (copperband butterflyfish)
Lineage: Eukaryota; Metazoa; Chordata; Actinopteri; Chaetodontiformes; Chaetodontidae
Gene: fhit
Product: fragile histidine triad diadenosine triphosphatase
Exons: 8
Coding region: 176-649 (157 amino acids)
Biological process (GO): intrinsic apoptotic signaling pathway by p53 class mediator; diadenosine triphosphate catabolic process; purine nucleotide metabolic process
Cellular component (GO): plasma membrane; cytoplasm; nucleus
Molecular function (GO): bis(5'-adenosyl)-triphosphatase activity; ubiquitin protein ligase binding
Source: RefSeq, a predicted model, not a curated record